Messenger RNA from Xyrauchen texanus (razorback sucker), 1451 nucleotides. Its product is annotated as phosphoserine aminotransferase-like. NCBI's taxonomy places the organism in Eukaryota, Metazoa, Chordata, Actinopteri, Cypriniformes, Catostomidae. The transcript is spliced from 8 exons. Bases 93 to 1079 code for a protein of 328 amino acids. The record is from RefSeq and is a predicted model, not a curated record. Gene Ontology annotation, biological process: L-serine biosynthetic process. Gene Ontology annotation, molecular function: O-phospho-L-serine:2-oxoglutarate transaminase activity; pyridoxal phosphate binding. Gene Ontology annotation, cellular component: cytoplasm.
UUUUUUCAAUGCAUAUUUUCCAUUCUUAGGUUUUAUUCCAAGCACAAAAAGAGCUACUGGAUUACAGUGGGAUUGGAAUAAGCGUUCUUGAAAUGAGCCACAGAUCGUCCGAUUUCACCAAGAUUUUGAACACCGCUGAAAAUCUCCUGCGUGAACUUCUGAAUGUACCUGAAAAUUAUAAGAUACUGUUCCUGCAAGGUGGUGGCUCGGGACAGUUCAGCGCUGUUCCGCUCAAUCUAAUUAAUCUGAAGGAGGACAGGUGUGCUGAUUAUCUGGUCACAGGUGCAUGGUCUGCCAAGGCGGCCAAAGAGGCAGAGAAGUAUGGAAAAGUGAAUGUGAUCCAUCCAAAACUGGGAAGUUAUACCAAGAUUCCCGACAGUAGCACUUGGUCGUUGAAUCCUUCAGCAUCAUACGUCUACUACUGCUGCAAUGAAACUGUGCAUGGCGUUGAGUUUAACUUCAUCCCUGACACUAAAGGAGUGCUUCUUGUCUGUGAUAUGUCAUCCAACUUCCUCUCAAAGCCAGUAGAUGUGUCAAAGUUUGGUGUGAUAUUUGCUGGUGCACAGAAGAAUGUUGGUUGUGCUGGUGUGACCAUUGUGAUUGUAAGAGAGGAUUUGUUGGGCAAAGCUUUGAAGGAAUGCCCAAUUAUACUGGACUACCAAGUACAGGCUGGCAAUAACUCCCUCUACAACACUCCUCCAUGCUUCAGUAUUUACAUCAUGGGUUUGGUUCUGGAGUGGAUCCGGAACAGUGGAGGGGCAGAUGCCAUGGAACAACUAAACAAACAGAAAUCUGCCAUGAUUUAUGACAUCAUCAACAGCUCCAAUGGAUUCUACUUUUGCCCUGUCGAUGAGGCGUGUCGAAGCCGGAUGAACAUUCCCUUCCGCAUUGGAAAAAAGGAAGGAGACGAAAGCCUUGAAAAGCUAUUUCUGGAUGGUGCUUCAAAACUUGGAAUGAUUUCACUGAAAGGACACAGGUCUGUUGGUGGUAUCCGAGUUUCCUUGUACAAUGCAGUGACUGUUGAAGAUGUGAAGGCUCUUGCUACAUAUAUGGAAGAAUUCCUAAGGAAUCACCAGUAGCCUAAAGUUGUUUAGGCUAGUAGUAGUUUUUUAUUUAGAAGGGUUUCUGGAUUGUGGCUUCAUUAGGCUGAAGUAAUACUAACAGCUAUGCAGCAAUAAUUGCAACAAGUUGUAGCAGGGGAAUGGAAUAUAACAAGGAAUCUAAUCAUGUCCUCUUCGAAUUACAAAUUGUUGUCAUUUUUGCUUUGUGAUUUAAAACAUUUUUAUUUUACACAACUAAGCCUUUUCUAAAUCUAGUGUGCCUUAAUGCUUGUAAAAAUUGUUAUUCUAAAACAUUCCAUGUUUUUAAUGUUGCAAAUUUGUUUUACAAAUGUAUAAGUGAAGGAAUACAUAGAAUGUGAUACAUGCAAAAGAAAAUAAAAAUACUAUUAU